AAAAUAUGUCCGGGGCGGAAGAACUCUCAAACAAUUAUUACUACUUCACAAAGAUUUUGAAAGGCAAAAGUAAAACUUUCCGAGCAAAGUGAUAUAAGAUUGGCUCUUGCAAUGCAGAUUCUGAGCUUCAGAUGAUCAGCAGUAUAUUGGCUUCUAUCAGCUCUGUUUCAGAGAGCCCAAGGUUUCAAACUCUUGAUAAGUUUGAGUGCAAGACUAGCAGUGAUGGAGAGUUUAUUUAUGUCACUUUGAGCAACCAAUAUUACCCCAAAACUCUUAAGGAUUACCUCGAAGAGUUUGAUGACGACGGAAUGCCAGAAGAUGAAUGCCUAUCCUUCGUGUAUCAAAUUGCGCGCUGUCUGGAAGAUCUUAAGAAACAAAGUUUGCUUACAUGCCAUGGAAACUUAAAAUGAUCAAAUGUUUUCCUUGACACAGAGAACAACGUGGCCUGCAUUGGAGACUUUUAUUGUAAACAUGUUACAGGGAAAGUCCAUGAGGAUGAGAAUCUGUACUCCUCGAUGAUUAAUCAUCUUCCUCCAGAAUUCUUUACAUUCGGACAUGAUCGUGAUGAAUGAUCUGAUGUCUGGGCUCUUGGAGUAAUCCUCUACCAACUGAGUACUGGCGGAGACUACCCAUUCAAUGUAGAAACAGAAGAGGAGGAAUUUGAUGAGUUUGAAACAAAGAGAAGCAUUUUAAACACCCAAUACGACCAGCUUGAAGAUCGGGACAACAGCCAGCUCCUACUUGAAGAAAUCUUCACAGCAAAGCCUCACAACCGGAUCACCGCCGAAGGAAUUAUAAAGGACUUGCAAUCCAAGAUUGACAUGAAGCGGAUCAACACAGCAAUGAAGAAGGCUGCCGAGAACAACUUCGAGUCAGAGGAUGAUAGCUCAGACGACGAUAUUAAGAAGAAGCUUGACUUCUUAGCGGGUGCCAAUGCAUCAGACGACGAAAUCAUGAAGAGGCAGUCAGUGAUGUCAGGCCUUGACCAUAGAAAAACUCAGAAAUAAUCUCGGUGAUAAUGACAGAAUCCAUGCUAGUGAAAGUGCUUCUGAUCAGGAUUAUAAAAAUUUAGAGAAUCUAGUGCACGGCAAUGUCGGUGGUACAAAUAAUAACAGUAAGAAUAACCCGAAUUUUUUGGACAACUUGCCUGAAAGCAUCGCUGAGAGCUCCAAAGUUCAAUCCUCUAGUUACGAAGAGUCUAAGGAGAGCUACGAAAGUGAGUCUCUUCACUCUGCAGGGCGUAUGGCUCGACCAAACAAAAAGAAAGCAGUCGAAUGCAGGCAUGACAAAGAGGAUGAAAGAAUCUCAACAAAUAUGCUUUCUUUGGUGAAGAUAGUCCUACUCAAUAAAGAGAAACUACUUCUGUUUAGCGAAGCCCAGAACUUCUUUAUGAGUUUGAAAGCGAAGAAGCUGGCAAAUCUUGAGUUCUUUUCUCCUUUGUCACCAACUGAUGCUGUGCUAUCCUUCCCUCCUUGCCCAGGAGUUUUCGAGAAUAACUAUUUGGUGGUCUACAAAGAAGGUAAAGUCAUUCUUGUAGAUCUCUUGCAAAGUGCUGAGAGACAGAAACUCCAUAUGAUUUCUCAAAGAGUCAGGUUUUCUCACAUGGAGUCUCAAUCAAUUGCAGAUUCUGUCACUGAGAGAUCAGAUGCAGGAGGAAGAAAGUUUAUUAUCUUUCUUGACAAGACAGAAUUCGCUCUUGUUUAUGAGCAAGCUGUAAAAAUCUUUGUAAUCUCUGAUUUUGGAAUAAAGUGAGUUCAAGAGUAUGACGAGCUAAUCGAGGAUAACAUUAGCUACAUAUCGUACUACCACACAGGCAAGAAGCGUACACAUCUGGCCAUCGGGACUGAGUCCAGCAGUCAGAUAUGCUUGUAUAACAUUAAGACAAAUGUGCUGGACAAGACUCUCGAUUUUGGAGAGGAAUCCAUCACAAGUGUUUUUGAGAUAGGCAGUAAGUAUAUCGCUGCUACAACAUUGACAGGCUACUUUGCAGUCUGGGAUAAAAAUACCCAUAUACAGAUUUUGAAGGACAAUGUUCUCGAAGCUAUUUUUGUGGUUUUUAAAAUCCCUGAUACAGAUUUAUUCGCCAUUGGAGGUGACGGCCCAUUGCUUAUUUAUGAUACGCUUGAUAAAAUCGCUGAGGUUCAGCUAAAAAAGAUGAAGGGAGGCAUUAUUGAUAUUGAAUACAACCAGACGACCAGCACCCUCAUUUGUGGUGAUACUGAAGGAACUCUUUAUACAUACAGAAUAGAGGAUCUAUUAGAUAACUAAUUUGAAGA
Moneuplotes crassus is the source of this 2276-nucleotide messenger RNA. Lineage: Eukaryota; Ciliophora; Spirotrichea; Euplotida; Euplotidae. The record is from the annotation of a GenBank genome assembly.